GGUUAUACUAUAGCAAAUGGUCCUCAUACCCUUCAGGUGUUCUUUUAAUUGUUAAAGUCUAACAACAAUGUAUCUAUUAUUUCUUUCCUACGGUAGAUCAGUCAUGGGGCAACCUUGUCGACCCUCAGCAAUAAAAUAAAUUUCCCUUCUUUCUUCCGUACCAUGCCCAGCAACUUCUAUCAGAAUGUUGCUCUCUCUCAGCUGAUUGGCCAGUUUGGUUGGACUUGGGUUGGAAUGUUGGUGGUGGACAAUAAUGUUGGACAGCAGGGUGCCCAGGUUAUACGAGCUGGGAUAGAGAGAAAUGGAGGCUGUAUUGCUUUUCUAGAGAAGAUCCAUCUGAGUUAUUCAGCCCAGCAGAUCAAGAGAGUGGUGGAUGUUAUAAAAGGAAGCUCCAUCAAUGUGAUUGUUCUCCACAGCCCAGAGGUCCAUGUGAUCGCCCUGUUGGAUGCCAUGUUUGAUAGUGGAGAGACUGGGAAAAUGUUCAUCUCUUCGGCUUCCUUUGGACUAACACCAGGACUCUUUUCUAAAAAAGCCUGGAAGGUUCUAAACGGGACUCUUGGCCUUAUUCCUCGCACCGGCACCAUGCCAGGGUUUGGUCAAUUUCUCCUAAACCUUAACCCAAAUGGUAGUUCAAUAUAUCCACUUAUUAAGCUGCUCUGGGAAAAGGCUUUUAAUUGCUCGUGGAUGUUGUAUGAUGGCACUACUAAGGUUGAAAGGUCUUCUACAAUGCAGGAAGACAAGACCUGCACUGGGAAAGAAGCGUUUGGAAACCAAACUGUCCAGGUGUUUGAGACAAAUGACCUCAGCUUCACUUAUCACACCUUUCUGGCUGUUUAUGCCUAUGCACAUGCUCUGCAUUCACUUCUUGGCUACCAAGUUGGGUCCAAGGGUUUAAUUAAUAACAGAACCUGUGCAAAUAUUAAAGAGACUCAACCACAGAAGGUGAGUUAA
This is a messenger RNA of Rana temporaria (common frog), 951 nucleotides long. RefSeq names its product extracellular calcium-sensing receptor-like. Gene Ontology annotation, molecular function: G protein-coupled receptor activity. Gene Ontology annotation, cellular component: membrane. Gene Ontology annotation, biological process: G protein-coupled receptor signaling pathway. NCBI's taxonomy places the organism in Eukaryota, Metazoa, Chordata, Amphibia, Anura, Ranidae. The transcript has a single exon. The record is from RefSeq and is a predicted model, not a curated record. The coding region runs from base 163 to 951 and encodes 262 amino acids.